AUGGGAUGUCGGUUUUCGAGAACGAAUGAUACGGAACCUGAAUUUGAUUCCGAUUCAGCUGAUUUAGCAUCUGGAAUUGUAAUUCGGCCACUGUUGGACACAACCGAAUAUCUCUUUGAUUCUCAGUCGAUAUUAACAUCAGAUAAAGUGGAAAAAUUAAAUCCGACCGCAGUAUCUGGCGAAGAUAGCAGUAGUUGUGAUCGAAAAACAAUAACUACUCGUAUUGAUUAUAUUAAAAACACCUAUUCAUUGGCACGCUGGGAUACAUCGAUUCGAUCAACAUUCUGUAAUCGAAUUACACUUGAACCAAAAAUAUCAUCAGAUGCAGAAGUUCAGGAAUCGAAUACUGUUUAUUUCAACAAACCAAUAAAAGAGAUUAAAAGCAUCAGCCAGGUUGAUUUCUUUCGAAUGCUCGAUGAAAAAAUUGCUCAAGGACCUGGCGAUUUAAUUGAAUCUGAUGUUGAGAAAUGA
Cercopithifilaria johnstoni is the source of this 471-nucleotide messenger RNA. The record is from the annotation of a GenBank genome assembly. Lineage: Eukaryota; Metazoa; Nematoda; Chromadorea; Rhabditida; Onchocercidae.